Diaporthe citri is the source of this 2112-nucleotide messenger RNA. RefSeq lists its product as uncharacterized. The coding region runs from base 1 to 2112 and encodes 703 amino acids. Gene Ontology annotation, molecular function: protein binding. The transcript is spliced from 8 exons. NCBI's taxonomy places the organism in Eukaryota, Fungi, Ascomycota, Sordariomycetes, Diaporthales, Diaporthaceae. The record is from RefSeq and is a predicted model, not a curated record.
AUGCACGAAGAGAUGGACAUGGAAGAGCGUGCAAUGGUGACUGAGAGGUGGGGCAUAGAUAUGAGACCAGAGGAAGAGAGUGAACCCUGGAAAUGGACGGGGAAGAUAAAAUCAAGAACUCAAAGCAUGGAAGAUAUUGUGGAUGCACAAAGUCUCCAGAAAGGGGGAUUGCUUGUCUUCUUCAGAGAGGAAUUGGACCCCUGGAUCAAGAAAGCUUCUUCCUUCGCAAUUUCUACUGAGCUGUGUGGAAACCGAGAUCAAGCGAUUUGUGAACAACUUCUCGGACUAGAAGAGUGGGACCCGGAUGGCAACCGAGACCUCUGUAAAUUCUUCCUGCAUGCAUUUGUCCGCGACGGCAACCUCCACAAAAUUGAGGACUUCUUGGAAAAGUUGAACGUCGAUGAAAUUCACUUUCCUAGAAGGGAUUAUGGCACAACGCUCCUUCAUACAGCCUGCAAUGAAGGAAACCUGCCGGUGGUGGAGGUGUUGCUCGAUGCGGGCGCCGACAUCUUCCACUUUGACAACGAUUGGGAGAGUCCGCUUCAUUGUGCUGCACGGCGCGGCAGCCUGGAUAUAGUUCGCGCCCUGAUUGAGAGAUUCCCUGAUCCAAAAUCCUAUCUCCGGGCACCAAGUCAAGUGACAAUCGAAUGGAUGAAGAAUCUGGACCGCUCAGAUACAGUCGGUAUGACGGCGCUGGAAUUGGCAAUCUGGCAUGGCCAUGCCGAUGUGGUCAAAUUCCUCCUCGAGGCUGAAAGGAAAGCGUUCGGCGACGACCAGGAUGAGACGUGGGACCGUUUCUUUGACGAAUACCCCCGGCCCUCUUACCGGCCGAAGCCAAUGUUCUUGGCGUGUUACGCAGGCCGUGUCGAGGUGCUCCGCUGCUUCGUCGAAGAGCUUAAUAUUUUUAGGCUUCUCUCUCUCAUGUUUUUCAAAAGGAUACCAGCUGCAGACAGCGGCCGUGACCUCGUGAAUUUCAUGACUUCGAUUAAGCAACAAUUCACUGAGAUGGAACUGUUAUGCGGCGAGAGCGGUUCACUCCCCCUGGCAUUCGAAGCCACCCUGGACGAAUACUGCAAUCCGGAGAUCGGGCCAGAAAUUCUGAACCAGCGGAAUAUGGAUCAGGUCGUAGUCCGGUACCUGACAGGCCAACGACGAGAAAAUCCAAAGCAGGACUCUGACCCGAUUCUCAUGGUUCCUCAAGCCUGUAUUUGGAGCUUUGAUGAUCAUAUCAUUGCGUCGAGUGAACUUCUGGCAGAGAAAUUGGGGUGGGGGCCCACUAUCAUGAAAAAUCUCAUGUUCCGCCUGCACAGUGAGGAUGUGACGCACAAGCAUCUCAUCGGCAUUCUCUUGUCGGAAUGCAUAAACUCACUGGACACAAUCAGAGGUCCGAAAGGCCGAGAUCCUGGGAUCUUUGCAAUAUUUGCGCGCUCCAUUGCUCGCGUAUCAGAAGAAGUAAACAUUUAUCUGACGCCGCAAAACAUGAGCGACAUCAACAUUGAAAAAGAGAAAGACUUUCUCCACCAUAUCGAGGACAUCCGAGACGAGCUAUCGAUGAUACAGACAAUUCUAAUACAACAGGAAGAGGUCUGGCGCGAGUUCAUGUUCACGACAUGGCCAAAUGCAUGGCCAAAUGGGCCCGAAGGCUCGUUCAAGCCACCACAGACUGCUGAGGCUGCUCAAGAUGGUGAGGUGUGGAAGAUCAUCCAGCGACCACAACAACAGCUGCCUAAAUUUAAACGACGCCUACAGAAGCUGGAUGAUGACGCGCAACGUGUGCAGCGCUCCAUCGAACUAAGGUUGGAUCUCAAACAAAAGCACGCAAGCUUGAAUGAGGCGCGGCUUGCAUCUCUCAUGAGUGCAUCAGUGUUUGGCUUUACUAUCGUCACCAUCAUUUUUACUCCGCUAUCCUUCCUCGCCGGGUUAUUUGCUUUACCUAUCGAAGACUUCCAAAGACAUCAGACUUCCUUUGACGACGGAAACUCCACUGUCUACACAACGCAAUACAUUGGGAAAUGGUUCGCCACGGCAGAGAUCGUGUCGUUUCACGCCAUUCACGUCUGGCUAGCUAGCAUGCUUGAGCCGAAGCGAUGGGUUUCAAGCAGGAAGGGCUAG